Molecule: messenger RNA, 1589 nt
Organism: Setaria italica (foxtail millet)
Lineage: Eukaryota; Viridiplantae; Streptophyta; Magnoliopsida; Poales; Poaceae
Product: hydroxymethylglutaryl-CoA lyase, mitochondrial
Exons: 9
Coding region: 302-1468 (388 amino acids)
Biological process (GO): ketone body biosynthetic process; L-leucine catabolic process
Molecular function (GO): hydroxymethylglutaryl-CoA lyase activity
Source: RefSeq, a predicted model, not a curated record
GCCCACGCGGCCACCGGUUGCUUGCUUUGCUUCUCUUGUGGGAGACGCGGGGACGUACGCGCGGACGGAGGCGAGGUGCAGGUGCAGGACGGGGGGAAGCAGCUGCGACCUCUCCAUCUCCGUCCACCACCGCUCCCCGAGACCGACCCAACUCCACCAAACAAGCUAAUUUGGCCGCGGGGUGGCGUCAAAUUGCAGCCAAGCGCCCCCGUUUCCUUCGCUGAUUUAGCUCUGGUUCUCUGACCACCGACUUGCCACCGGAUUGAGCGAGCUUCGUCCACCACCGGAUCGAUCGUCGAGGAUGUCAAGCCUUGAGGAGCCACUUGGUCUCGGAGACCUGCCAAAGUUGAGUAUUAACAGACUUGGAAGCCUCUCCUCGCCAAGAGCUUAUCGUAGGGCAGAAGCUGAUGACAUCAACAAUCGCAAGUAUAACAACUCCUGCAAUGGAAGCACUCAGAUGGUCUUCCAUGGCAAUUCUCAUGCAUGGCAUCCGCAAUGCCGUCAGGCCGAUUCAUCAUGUGAUGCAGUGGAGCUUAGAGAUCUUCCCAGAAAGGUUAUGUGGGAUCUACCAAGCUUUGUCAAGAUAGUUGAAGUUGGACCACGAGACGGCCUGCAAAACGAAAAGGGCAAUGUACCAACAUCUGUCAAGAUCCAACUGAUACACAAAUUAGUGGCUGCAGGUUUAUCAGUAGUUGAAGCCACAAGUUUUGUAUCCCCAAAAUGGGUGCCGCAGUUAGCUGAUGCAAAGGAAGUCCUCAAAGGGAUCCAGCAGGUGCCAGGUGUGCGGUAUCCAGUGUUAACCCCUAACCUCAGAGGAUUUGAGGCUGCUGUUGCAGCUGGUGCAAAGGAAAUUGCGGUAUUUGCAUCUGCCUCUGAAUCCUUCUCUAAGUCGAACAUUAACUGUACCAUUGAGGAAAGUCUUGUUCGGUACCGUGAUGUUACUGCUGCUGCCAAGAAACAUGGACUCCUUAUCCGUGGGUAUGUUUCCUGUGUAAUUGGUUGCCCUGUUGAAGGUGCAAUCGAUCCAUCGAAGGUGGCAUAUGUAGCUAAGGAGCUUUAUAACAUGGGGUGCUCGGAGAUUUCACUUGGCGACACAAUUGGUGUUGGUACACCAGGUAGUGUAGCUGCUAUGCUUGAAGCUGUCAUGUCCUUUGUUCCGGUGGACAAGAUUGCUGUUCAUUUCCACGAUACGUACGGCCAGGCCCUUGCCAAUAUCCUAGUCUCCCUUCAAAUGGGGAUCAGCAUAGUGGACUCAUCGGUGUCAGGCCUUGGUGGCUGCCCGUAUGCCAAAGGCGCAACUGGCAAUGUCGCCACGGAGGACGUCGUGUACAUGCUCCAUGGCCUGGGGAUAGAGACCAACGUCGACCUCAACAAGCUCAUGGAGGCUGGCGAUUACAUCUCCAGGCAUCUAGGAAGGCCGGUGGGUUCCAAGACUGCUGCCGCUCUGCGCAAGCACCUGAGUCCCUGAAGAUCAUUUCAGGCACUCCCAAAAGAACAUGCAUGUAUCAGCUGGUGUCAUCACACGUACUUAGGCAGAAUCGUAGAAGCGUCACUUCAGUUUGUUUUUGGCUUUUUUGCGAUCAUACACA